CACCAUCUCGCCAACGGGUCUCUGGACGAUGAUGAGACUCGUUCCGCGGCCAUGAUUAACGCAUUUUUGGUCUUCAAUGGCCAGGGCCAGCCUCGGCUUACCAAGUUCUACACCCAGCUGGACACCAGCAUUCAGCAGCGCCUGAUAUCGGAGAUAUUCACACUCGUGUCGAAUCGACCCUCAGGCUCUUGCAACUUUCUGCCUCUCCCUCCUCUCCUCGCCGCUUCUAGCACAUCGCACAGCUCGACCGAAGAGCAGAAUGAUGUCCCCUCGCUGGUGACAUACCGCAAUUACGCUACCCUCUACUUCAUCAUCAUCUCUACAGCCACAGAAUCACCCCUUGCUUUGAUCGACUUAAUACAAGUGUAUGUCGAGGCGCUCGAUAAGUUGUUUGAAAAUGUCUGCGAGCUUGAUCUCAUUUUCAACUUCGAAACGCUCCAUGCGACCUUGUCGGAAAUGAUUAUAGGAGGGGUUGUGAUAGAGACGAGUCUAGAUCGUAUUGUUUCUGGUGUCAGAGCCCAGGGAACAGUCGCUAAACGGCCGGUAAAUGAGGGACGAAGCACUAUUGGAUCAGGAAUGGGUCUUGGGGGCAACUUUGCAUGGGCAGGACGGGUAUAAUAAUGAUAUUGCGGCCUUGAGCUGAGCACAAAGAGAUGAGUCGGAUAGAACUAUAACGAGCAUAUGCAUGCAUUCCUUUGUCUUUUCCCUUAGCCCAAGAUGGGUAUCACGCCAAAAACGCCUUAGAUAUAUACAAAUCCUAUAUUACACACACAUAGAGUGGCAGACAUUAUCUUACAACUCAUUUCGAAUCUGAGUUUCGUGACGGGUUUACUUCCGGUGCAUCUUUCCGGCGCUCAUAUCGCUUUUCGGGAUCCAACACGCCGAAGAGAUUGAUGGCAUGUUUCCGCAGCUCUUCAGAUGGCUUAUACUUUUGCCCC
Molecule: messenger RNA, 938 nt
Organism: Trichoderma asperellum CBS 433.97
Lineage: Eukaryota; Fungi; Ascomycota; Sordariomycetes; Hypocreales; Hypocreaceae
Biological process (GO): protein transport; vesicle-mediated transport
Cellular component (GO): intracellular membrane-bounded organelle
Source: RefSeq, a predicted model, not a curated record